Branchiostoma floridae (Florida lancelet) is the source of this 580-nucleotide messenger RNA. Its product is annotated as neuropeptide FF receptor 2-like. Bases 89 to 580 code for a protein of 163 amino acids. The record is from RefSeq and is a predicted model, not a curated record. Gene Ontology annotation, cellular component: membrane. The transcript is spliced from 3 exons. Gene Ontology annotation, biological process: G protein-coupled receptor signaling pathway. NCBI's taxonomy places the organism in Eukaryota, Metazoa, Chordata, Leptocardii, Amphioxiformes, Branchiostomatidae. Gene Ontology annotation, molecular function: neuropeptide Y receptor activity; peptide binding.
AAAUCAUCGCAAAAAAAGUCACUGGUUUGCUCAAACCGGAAAUAUCAUAUUCAACCCUGUAAAGAGUUUGUUUCAUUCAUACAAAAAUAUGGACACAAAUUUCAGUUUCCCAUUGAAUGGCACGGAUCUGACCGGUUGGAAACAGCCGUUAUACGUCCGAUGCCUUAUAAUCAUUGGCUACGGCGCCGUGUUCUUGUUGAACAUUGUUGGGAACCCGCUGGUGUGUCUGGUGGUGGCGAAGAACAAAAACAUGUGGAACGUCACCAACUUCUUCAUCGUGAAUGUGGCCUUGAGUGACUUCUUCGUGGGUGGAAUAUGCAUGCCGUUUACUCUGGUGAACAACUUGAAAUCAGGCUGGGUGUUUGGAGAGGUGAUGUGCACAAUCCUACCUAUGCUGAUGGGCAUGGCGAUAGUGGGGUCCGUGUAUACUCUAGUGGCCAUUGCUAUUGACAGGUACUUAGCUGUGAUGAAACCAACGGAUGGCAAACUGAACAAGAAGACAAUGUCAGUCAUCAUCGCGACCAUCUGGGGAAUCGCCUGUGCUGUGAUGAUUCCGUCAGCCGCAGUACAAGGACCAUGA